This is a messenger RNA of Postia placenta MAD-698-R-SB12, 660 nucleotides long. RefSeq lists its product as hypothetical. Gene Ontology annotation, molecular function: ureidoglycolate hydrolase activity; ureidoglycolate lyase activity. Bases 1 to 660 code for a protein of 219 amino acids. Gene Ontology annotation, biological process: allantoin catabolic process. NCBI's taxonomy places the organism in Eukaryota, Fungi, Basidiomycota, Agaricomycetes, Polyporales, Adustoporiaceae. The record is from RefSeq and is a predicted model, not a curated record. The transcript has 3 exons.
AUGACAACGGACAACGCUGCUGUGCCGUCGGACGUGACUUCCGCGACCGGCCCCACUGGACUCAUCAUACCCGCGCUGCCGCUCACACCUGAGGCGUUCGCGCCUUUCGGCCAAGUCGUCCAAGCAUAUGCUGACGUGAACGCGGUGCCGUCCCCCCGGACAACACGGAUAACAGGCGCCAACCAAGGCACUGCAAUCAAGUUUCAUAAGCUUGCGCUGCUGGAAUCAUCGUACCCUGCCGGCGCUGGCGCAACUGCGGGACUGUCCGUGUACCGCUGCAAUCCAAUCGAUGUACUAACGGGCGGGUUGUGGACGGUUAAGCUGCUGGAGAGGCACCCUUACACGAACCAGGCGUUCAUACCGAUGGGCGCCGGGGAGGAGCUGCCGCAGCCGGGAACUAGGUAUUUGGUAAUUGUCGCGCUAAAUGGGGAAGGCGACAGGCCGGACUUGGCGACAAUGCGAGCAUUCGUUGCCCAUGCCGGGCAAGGCGUUGUGUACAACACAGGGCUUUGGCACCACCCUAUGGCCGUGAUUGACAAGGCAAUGGAUUUUACCUGCGUGGAGACACAGAUCGGGGAUGGAAGCGAUGCAGACUGCGAGAUCGUGAAUUUGGACGAAUCAUCUGGACACUACAGUGUGCAGCUGCCCAUCGCUUUGUAA